UAACUCCUUUUAUGAUCUAGCGGAUAAUGACAAUAAGCAAUGGUUGGGACAUUCGCGAGUUGCUGCGGCUACGAACAAUGCUAUGAAUAAUUUUUCGAUAUCAGAAUCUGCGCUUCAUAAACUGGAUCUUUCUCAGAAAGAACUACCUUCUUCAUCAGUUAGUACUAAUAAUGUUAACACCAACUCUAAUAAUUCUACGUCCUCUACAGUUGAAGAAGCUUUGCCCCAGCUACCCGUAAAAGAGACCUCAAACAAAAAAAGAAAACUUAGGCGACGACGAUUGUUUGGAAAAUCUGAUACCCACUUAGAGACAUUUAGAACGAAUAUAACACAUCUAAUAAAAUCCGUAUCCUGUCCUGGAAAUAGUACAGCAAACGCAUCAAGUUCAAGCAGCCGUGAGAGUGAUCAUUACUUAGAAGAUAACAGUGAGAAACUAAACAAAGUAGAAAGUAGUGCCGAAGAUACCGAUGAAGAUAACGUAAAAAGACCUAUAUUUAAGUAUGGAGGAAUGACUCGUUAUUUAGAUAGCGAAUGUGUAGGAAAUCGAUUUUGUUUGUCCCCUGGGGAACAAUCUGGAUCCAUGUCCGAGCAAGCUUGGGAUAAUUAUCAGGAGAACUAUUUGUCCGAACCGUACAGUGAGUCUCAGGAUUCAGAUGCUGCUCGAAGAUUAUUAAACUUUGGGGAAGACUAUGGAAAAUUUUUGGACAGUCAAUCUGAUUGGUCUACACCAUCAGAUAUUUCUCCAAAAAUGAGUCGCAAAUUUGGCCAACCAGUGGAUGAGGAUGAAUCAAAUAAUGAACAAGAAGCUUUAGCAAAAUUGUUUGAAAAAUCCAAAGCUGAUCUAGAAAUCAACCAACGAAAAUAUGCUAAUUCCCUACAAUAUUUAUAUCGAUGCAUUACCCCAGAUUUGCUAAGUUCUUUAUUGAAUAACCAGUCUGAUUUGCCUCAACCAUCAGAUAUAUCUUACAGAAGAAGGCAGAAAUUUUGCCAGCCUAUGCAUGAAGACGAAUCAGAAAGUGCCCAAGGAUCUUUAAUUCAAAAAUUCAGUACUGAACCCGAAAUCAACCAAAUGAACUAUGAGGAUUUAUUGCAAUUUUAUCAAUGCAUUACUUUAAAUAUCAACGACAUAAUUAGUGUAUGUGACGAACAUCUUUCGAUGCUCAAUCAAAUGAGAGAUUCUCCUGAGGAGCUUAAAAUGUCUAGGCAAGACCUAUCCCAAACUAUGGGUGAGUUUUGUUAA
Diabrotica balteata is the source of this 1240-nucleotide messenger RNA. NCBI's taxonomy places the organism in Eukaryota, Metazoa, Arthropoda, Insecta, Coleoptera, Chrysomelidae. The record is from the annotation of a GenBank genome assembly.